Messenger RNA from Coregonus sp. 'balchen', 2791 nucleotides. The record is from the annotation of a GenBank genome assembly. Lineage: Eukaryota; Metazoa; Chordata; Actinopteri; Salmoniformes; Salmonidae.
AUGGCCAGAAGUGAUAGGCAGAAAAGAGAGUUGAAGAGCGAAUAUGUGUUUUUGGACUCCGAAACGUCUAUGGAUCAGCAAGAUUUUGAUAUGUCUAGUUGCUCUAUUAAUGACGUCUUCAACUCCAGAGACGGCGCUUCUUCUCCAUUGAGUCAGAUUGAUACUUUUCUGAAAAACGUUCAAGUUUUGCUGGAAGCAGCAAGUUUUAUCGAGAACGCCGAGAGGAAGGAUGGAAGUAAGUUUAUUUGUGUAACGGUUUUCUCCCAGUAAUAUUCAGGGAAACAAGAGUUUCAUUGUCAACAGACGCGAGACAACAAAGGGCUGAGUUCAUUCAACUGAUCUACUUAUUAUUCUCAUGCAUGCAUUAUUAUGCACGCGCACUGAUAUUGCACUAAUAGCCUAAUAUUAUGAAUGUAAUACAUUAUCUAUUACUUUCCCUGUAGUCUAGAUUUCUGAUAUGAUUAAGAUAUAUAAUUUUGUGUAUGUUUUUCUACCCCUCAAAAGCAUAAUUUGCUUUGCACCUGCUCACUGGAACAAUUUAAUUAUUUAACCUAAAUUCCUAUUUCACCAUAUAUUCCUAUUUGACCAUAUAGGCCAGGCCACUGACGAAGCCUAGAUUUAUUAAACCCCAUAAUGGUUUUAGGUGUGGGUGCACAGAACAUUUUGUUGGCCACCACUUUGAGAGUAGAUAUAUUUUACCACAGCAUCGCAGCGCCCUCCAACUCAUUUUGGGGUGACGUCAUAGUGCCCCCGCAGCCUCCUCGGUAGUCUAAACAGCUCGAUUGUUUGGGGGGAGAGAUAGGCCUAUUGUUAGAUGUUUGUACAUAUUUCAGAUAGGAUGCUUUUUCUCACUAUUAUGACGCUAGCCUAGAGCACCUGGUUUCAGUUGUAUUGCUUUAUAUUUCGGUUCAUUGUGCAAUAGUUGCACAAUCUGUAAAUCUCAAGAAAGGGAUUUUGUUGAAUAGAUGCUUGCAUGCUUUAUUAUAUUUUCUAUAAAAAAUACUUUCUUUAGUACACCAUUUACGUAUCAGGUUAUUGCAAAAAGUUUAAUAUAAUAAGUAAGUUUCAAAGUUAGAGUAAAUUGAUUACUAUUCUCUUAUUAUCUAACAAACAAUGAUAUCUUUCGUGCAACAUUUUCAUCUCUCCUUUUUUUCUACCCGAUUGUUGUUGCUUCCUGAUACUUGCGGGUUUUCCACAUGGCGCGAAAUCCCUUUGUGAUUGGUCAAGUGCAAGUUCGCAUGAGAUGCCUGUCACAAGGUAUCACCAAUCGAGCGUCUCCUUUGCGGUGAUGUAAUUUGUUGCUGGGCCCGGCUUCAGUCAGCAGGUAUACCCCCACUCUGGUGUUGAUUCAUGGGGCUUGCAGUCUUUUUUGCUAGAAAUGAAUGCGAAAGGAGAUAUGAUCAUCGGGAAUAGCAUACAGACCGGUUUUCAACUACAAUCCAGUGGACAAUAUUCAUGUUUGAUGUCUUUAGUCUGGAGUGAUCUGUAGCCCAUUCCUGCUUUUAGACUCAUUAUAGGCCAGUUAAUAACGUUUUAACAUAAUAACAUAGGAUAAUCAGGCUAUUAAAAUAAGGCUUAUUCAUAUAAUGUAGUCUCUUUCCUUUACAUUUCCAAUUAAAAGUAAUUAUUUCAAUAACAUGAAACAUUGGAGGUGGACAGUAGUACAUUGCAAAGUAGCAUAGCAGCCAUAGCAUAGGGGUAAUAUUUUCAGCUUAGAGAUCAAUAGAAUAAAGACUCAAUAUCCCAUAUAGCUUUGCGUCGAGACCAGCCCCCAGCUCGAGCUAGGUCUCCGUCCCUCAGCUGUGGAGCUAGGUAAACAAACUGGGAGGAGUGAACACAGGCAGCAGCAGGGACUUUGCAGGCUUUGGGCUUUCGGUGGAAAUGUUAUGUAGUUUAUAUCCAUUUUGUAAAAUUUUUAACUGUUUUUCCUGAAUACUUUAAAUACUUUGCUACACUCGUUUUUCGAUUUUUUAACGGCUGAAAACCUGACUGAAUAGGCUGCAGCUAGCUAGCUGUGUUGUAUAAGACUAGGAAUAUUUUUUUCGACAAGGCUUUUAAUUCCAGAUCCAGCAAACAAAUUAGCUAACAAACAAGACAUUUCUGAAGUAACGUUUUGUGUUAUACUCAACGAGGAACAAUUAUUCCGAUUUUGGAUCGUGAAACGCAAUAAUACCUGUCUUUGAAAUAGUAUCACAAGUUGUAGAAACGUUUAGCUAACGUUCGCUAGCUCUAGCAGAAUGACGGCAGUGCAGUUGAUGAACAUCCAGAGGUUAUUGGAAGCAGCAGAAUAUCUAGAAAGGAGGGAGAGAGGUAUGCAAAAAAUAAAAUAACGUUAGGCAUUUGUGGUUAGAUUCGUUUAAUUUGAUUAUGUAGGUUCAUUUGUGUCUUUUCAGAGUUUUAAAAACAUUUGCUUGUCAUGUUUGACAACUUUAAAAUACACCACAGACAAAUGUAGCUAGGCUAUGUCAGUGACAGUGUUCUGUGUGUGUUGUUGCUGUUUUCAAGCGUCAUCACCGAAAACAAACGAUUAAUUCCGUUAACGGUAGAUGUGUGGUGGGUGGCAAGAGUUGCACAAUUUAUUCGGAUGAUCUAGCACCAACAUUGUAUAUUUUUUCCCGUUGUUUACAAAAUGUUGCAUAUGGUGGGGGACGGUCCAACUUGCCUUAACCACAAUUUUAUUUCAACAGAGUGUGAACACGGAUAUGCAUCGACGUUUCCGUCGUCCAUUCAGAACACGAACUACCAGAGGCAAAAGAAAUUUCGAAACAAGAAGUUCCACAAUAACCAUAAC